Lasiodiplodia theobromae is the source of this 249-nucleotide messenger RNA. RefSeq names its product Diphthamide biosynthesis protein. The coding region runs from base 1 to 249 and encodes 82 amino acids. NCBI's taxonomy places the organism in Eukaryota, Fungi, Ascomycota, Dothideomycetes, Botryosphaeriales, Botryosphaeriaceae. Gene Ontology annotation, molecular function: metal ion binding. Gene Ontology annotation, biological process: protein histidyl modification to diphthamide. The record is from RefSeq and is a predicted model, not a curated record. The transcript has 2 exons.
AUGGCCGAGUCCUUCUACGACGAGAUCGAGAUCGAGGACAUGACGUUCGACCCGGCGCUGCAGAUCUACACGUACCCGUGCCCGUGCGGCGACCGCUUCGAGAUCGCGCUGGCCGACCUGCGCGACGGCGAGGAUGUCGGCGUGUGCCCGAGCUGCAGCUUGAUGAUCAAGGUCAUAUUUGACCAGGACGAUUUGCCGCAGGACGAGGAAAAGGAUGAGGGCGCGCAGCCUAUCGCUGUUGCCGCUUGA